Oryzias melastigma (Indian medaka) is the source of this 2715-nucleotide messenger RNA. RefSeq lists its product as uncharacterized. The record is from RefSeq and is a predicted model, not a curated record. Lineage: Eukaryota; Metazoa; Chordata; Actinopteri; Beloniformes; Adrianichthyidae. The transcript has 14 exons. The coding region runs from base 260 to 1999 and encodes 579 amino acids. Gene Ontology annotation, biological process: positive regulation of hippo signaling. Gene Ontology annotation, cellular component: cytoskeleton; cytoplasmic side of apical plasma membrane.
CCAGUCUUUGGGGUUUUGGAGUGCAUGUGAGAAUCAACUAGUAGUAAACGAAAUCCGGGGGGGAUAAAGUUAAAUGUCUGCUUAAAAAAAGGAAAACUACCGCACGGAAAUUACCUGUAGCGGCAAUUUAGGGUUACUUCUUUAAACAAGGUGCACAAUGCAGCAUGGAUGAACUAGUGAAGGACACAGAGUAGAAAAAAAAGAAACCACGGAAGCAACUCCAGUAAACACAGUUUUUUUUUAUCGCAAAUCAGACGUUAUGUCUACCUCGACAAAGCAUGAGAGAACAGUUUGUGUUCUCCUUCCCAACAAAGAGCAGCUGGACAUCACUGUGGGGCUCAAGGCUACAGGACAGGAUGUUUUCAAUCGCGUAACAGAACAUCUCGGAAUCACUGAGCUCCACUUUUUCGGCCUCACAGUGGUCAAAGACAACGAGCACAUAUUUUUAGACCUUGAAGAGAAGCUGGUGGAGUAUUUUACUAAGGAAUGGAAGCAAGAACCUGGAAAGGUAUCUGGGAGGAGACUCUUUACUCUUGUACUCUUUCUCAAAAUACAGUACUAUAUUGACAAUGGAAGACUCAUUAGUGAGAAGAAGGCCCGGCGCCUUUACUUCUCUGCUCUGCGGGAGCGAGUGCUGCACUCUGAAUGUCGUCAGCAGGAGGAGGUGUACUUCCAGCUGGCAGGUUACGCUCUGCAGGCUGACUUUGGUGACCACCUACUGCAGAGGGAGGGUGCAGAGGUCACACCCUAUUUUGCACCCAAGGACUACUUUCCCCCCUGGAUUGUUGCCAAACGUGGGGAGAACUACCUGCUCUGUCAUGGGCCUAAAGUACACCAGGAGCUUUGGGGAAUGUCUACUCGUGACGCAAUCCUUGGCUUCAUCAGAGACUCGUGUCAGCUGGAGGACGUUCCCGUUACAUUUUAUAGAUUGCAAAAGACCAAGAAGGAGGACAGAGGAACGGCACUGCUUGGCCUCACCCUGUGGGGAAUGCAGGUUUAUCAGGAGGUGAAUAACACUCGACAGCUGCUCUAUGACUUCCCCUGGUCGAAUGUCGGUCGUCUAACCUUCCUGGGCAAGAAAUUUGAGAUCCAGCCAGAUGGUUUGCCAUCAGCCCGAAAGCUGGUUUACUACACCGGCUCGUCGUUCCGCUCUCGCCGUCUCCUCUUGCACCUGAGCAGCAGCCAUCAGCUGUACCUCAAGCUGCAGCCUGCACUGAAACAUCUACGCCAGCUGGAGGAGACCAGAGAGAAAACAUAUUACAGAGAGUCUUAUAUCAGCGAUGAGUUGGAUUUGGACCCCCCGGGCAGCGAGAGUAGCCCUGGUCUGUCCCGACACUCCACCAGCAGCUCUGGGAUUGAGGCAGACACUCGGCAGCACAGCCUCUGCGCAGAAAUGACCUCCAGUGAAGAAGACAGUCAACAACACGGAGAGAAAUGUUUGAGCUCAGAAGCCAGUCAAGACAGCUCGUGCACCUUCGAGUUCAUCAAAGGCUGCAAAACACAAACGGAGGAAGAAAUUAGGACCAGUUUUGGAGACGCAAAGGAGCUUCUGGUUGAUGAUCCUGACCAGAUGUUUCAUCUGGCUGAUCUUCUGGAAGGAGUAUCGGUGGAUUGUGCAGAAUUCUACUCAAAGUCUCUUUUACAAGAAAACAAAGAGAGUGCUCCUCUAGAUAAUGACUAUGAUGGAGAGUUGUCUAGCAAGGAAACCUUUAAAGAGAAGCUCAAAUCUGACGUUUUCUUGGAUUCGAACAACCACAUUCUGGAUGAAAACUUUCAACUCCGGACUCCUACCCAUCUUAAAGGGACAUUGCCACCCAAUUCUUCUCAAAACUGCGUCUUUGAAGUCCCAGAAACGAUAAAUUCAAACCUUUUAGCUGUCAAGAGCUCUUCCCCGCUCAUGCACUCCCCGUCCAAACCUUCCUUUUAUGGCCGCAGAUCUACCAACUGCCUCUCCCUGGAUUUGUUAGGUGAUGAUUCCUUUCAAGAAUUCAUCCUCUGAGCACAAUGACUUUGACACUUACAUUUAUUCACUUUCAUUUCAUUUAAAGUUCAGUUUAUUUUGGAAGUCGCCACAACAUGAAUGUCUUCAAAUGAUUAGAAAAACCACUUGUACAGUUCAAAUGUUCAGUGCCUCCUUUGUAAUGUUGAAUUCCAGAUUUUAGCUACAGUCAGUUUGUGAACAGGAUAUUUAUUAAUAUUGUAUAAUGUGUACAUACAAGUCUUUUUUUAUGAACAAAAGCAUAUGUAAUCAAUUUACGUGUUUUUCUAAAGUUCAGGCUUCUCUGAAAGGCCUCAGAUAAUUGAUGAAAGAUGAUUUCAGCAAAUAUUUUUCAAGUUUUAAACCUGCUUUUCUAAAAUGUGGCUUUCUUGCUGUCAGGGUUGUGUAUUUUUUUUUAAAGACUUCAACAUUUGUGGUGCAAAUAUCUGUUUCUGUGUUUUUGAUCUAUAUUUUUAAAUCAUUGUGUAAUAAUAUACAGUUUUUGUAUUAUCUGAGCCAGCCCAGUUUUCUUUAUUGUUCCUCCAAAGCAAUACACUGUAUCAUUUACAGAGUCACUUGUUUUAUACUCGCCAGUUCAUUCAAAGUUUUUCCCUUUCUGGCUGAUUGUCCCUCAGCUGUUUAUUGCAAGAGCAAAGUAUUAAUAUUGGAGUUCUAUUUCUAUAAUCAGUGUACAAUGAAUGCAGUAUUUUUCUUAUAUAAUCAAACACAAAGCCUGU